GCGAAUUCUUCCUUCCCCCGGGUAAACUCCCGGGCUGAGAAAUUGGUUCCGAACCCAACGGAACCCAGCGCUGGGCGCCGCCGGGUCACGUGGCUGGCGGCCUCAUGACGAGCGGGCUGCGAGGCGUCACCGUGACGUUCGGGCGACCUGCCGAGUGGCCCCGCUACCUCCACCACCUGUGCGGUGGCGGUGGCGUGAUGGACCUGGGCCCGAUGCGCAAGAGUUACCGCGGGGACCGAGAGGCAUUUGAGGAGACUCAGCUGACCUCCCUGGACCCCAUGAAGCAGUUUGCUGCCUGGUUUGAAGAGGCUGUCCAGUGUCCUGACAUAGGGGAGGCCAAUGCCAUGUGUCUGGCUACCUGCACCAGAGACGGAAAACCCUCUGCCCGCAUGGUGCUGCUGAAGGGCUUUGGCAAGGACGGCUUCCGCUUCUUCACCAACUUCGAGAGUCGGAAGGGAAAAGAGCUGGACUCCAAUCCCUUUGCUUCCCUUGUCUUCUACUGGGAGCCCCUCAACCGUCAGGUGCGCGUGGAGGGCUCCGUGAAGAAGCUGCCUGAAGAGGAGGCUGAGUGCUACUUUCACUCCCGCCCCAAGAGCAGCCAGAUUGGGGCUGUGGUCAGUCGCCAGAGUUCUGUGAUCCCUGAUCGGGAGUAUCUGAGAAAGAAAAAUGAGGAACUGGAGCAGCUCUACCGAGAACAAGAGGUGCCAAAGCCAAAGUACUGGGGUGGCUACAUCUUGUACCCGCGAGUGGUGGAGUUCUGGCAAGGCCAAACCAAUCGUCUGCAUGACCGGAUAAUCUUUCGGCGGGGCCUGCCAACAGAAGACUCCCCUCUGGGGUCCAUGACCCACCGUGGGGAGGAAGACUGGCUCUAUGAGAGACUUGCACCCUGACUUCCAAUCUGCUGGCACCAACUGGAGCUGGGGCCGGGUGCUAAGAGAGGGUGUGGGAUGGCGAGUGGGACCCUUCUAAACUCAGCCCAUUUCCCUCCCCACCCCUUAUAUUUAAGGCUCUUCAGAGUUCAAGCUCCGAAUUCUGUAUUUUUGGUUAGCUCUCAAGUAGGUAGUCUAGUGGAGCAUAAACAGUGGUGUAGAGAAUCACAAAUGGGGGAAAAAAAAAAAAUCCCGUAAUUAUUUUCUUGACCUUGAAUAUGAUUUAUUGGAAUAGCUCCCUCUAGAGGUAGUAGCUGGCGUGAUUCCCUUUUCUAGAGACCCUGGGUGGCCCCCCCCCCCCCCGGCGGCCCUGUCCACUAGGGUAUGAUUGAGUCAUACUGCCCGAAGCUGACUGGUUCCAGCAUAACCACCUGAGCCACUCUGGCCGAUCCGUCCUUUUCUUGUCAACAAUUUGAAAUCUGAAAUGGAGAGACCCAGAACAUGAGAGGCAUUGUAGCUAAGUCCUACAGUGGUGAUGGCAGCCAAGAAGCAAGCCUCCAGGUGCUGUUCCUGUAACUCCCGGAGUGACCUUGGAUCCCGCCUUCCCACGUCUGGGCUGUGUAACUCCUCCUCCUGCCUCAAAACACCCAUUAUCCCUGGUUUUGUUUUGGUGUUUGUUUUUUAAAGGAAGUUUUUGGCUUGAACUAGCCAGAAUCACUUUCUGUUGCUUGCAACUAAAGGAAACCUCAUUAACUUACUUACUACUAGGGUAUUUUUAUAGCCCUGUACCCCACUGAUAACUGCCUCCCGUUAUCUGAAGCACAACAACGUGGAAAAGAGAUGAAAUGUAUUCUCUGGAGCUCCAAAGAACCCAGAGGUGGGAGUUGCAUGAACAUAGAUUUUCCUCUCUCAGUUCGGGGAGAGACUUCAGACAACCAGGGCUGCCUAAGGGGGAGUGGACUGUUAGGUAGCAAGUGUCUCCAGAAGCAUUCGAUCCCUGGUAGUCAGGAGUUUUAUAGAAGGGAUUCAUGUGCUGGUACCUACGAGCCAGGCAGAUUUCAAUGAAGCUUUACUUUACAUAUUUGUUUCUGAGAGCUACGUAUGUGCGUAUAUACACGUACAUAUGUAUAUUUCAUUUUCCAGGUAUAAAAUUGUUACAGAGAUGAUACCUUUUUUUUUUUUUAAGAUUUUGUUUAUUUAUUUGAGAGAGAGAAUGAGAUAGAGAGAGCAUGAGAAG
Messenger RNA from Neomonachus schauinslandi (Hawaiian monk seal), 2106 nucleotides. RefSeq names its product pyridoxamine 5'-phosphate oxidase (gene PNPO). Gene Ontology annotation, biological process: pyridoxal 5'-phosphate biosynthetic process; pyridoxine biosynthetic process. Gene Ontology annotation, molecular function: FMN binding; pyridoxamine phosphate oxidase activity. Bases 105 to 890 code for a protein of 261 amino acids. The transcript is spliced from 7 exons. The record is from RefSeq and is a predicted model, not a curated record. NCBI's taxonomy places the organism in Eukaryota, Metazoa, Chordata, Mammalia, Carnivora, Phocidae.